AGAAAGAUUAUUUCAGCAGACUGAUCAAAUAUGAGAUUUAAAUAUAUAAAUAAAUAAAUAAAAACAGAACCCUGUACUACAUUAGUUUUAGUUUGGUUAUUAAGCGUUGAUAUCUUAUACUGGGAGGAGUUAAAGUGACAUGGAGAAGCUUUCGCUCUCACACACAAACACGCACACACAAUUUCGUGGUUUUCCAAGUGACGAAACUUUCCUGACCUGAUUUAUUAGAGUGUGUGUAAGAAUAAAACGAAGGCCAUUUUGUAGUUCACCAGGAAUGAAAAGUCUCCUGUACGUUAAAACACUGCAACGCGUCGCCGAAACCAAGUGACCUGGAGACGCCUGACUUUCCUCACACAUUAAAUCAGUUCCUAAUCCGGUCCGAGGAGUUGUUUGAGGAAGUCAUGGCGGUGUUGGAGCAGACGGACGUGGCUGUGUAUGAGCAGGUUGUGGUGUUGUUGUCGUGUGUUCUCUCGGCGUUGGGCUCUGUGCUGGUUGUGAGCACGUACGCGAAGUGGCCCGACCUGAGAACCACACCGAGGCAGCUUUUAGUCUUCCUCUCUGUAGCCGAUUUCCUCUCCGCCGUCUCCUACUCUUAUGGAGUUUAUAAGGUUUUUAACGCGAACACUUGGGACUGCGUCACUCAAGGAGCUAUAUCCACUUUCUCCAACACGAGCUCCUUCUUCUGGACCGUGGCUAUUGCUGUGUACCUGUACAUCUUCAUCGUGCAGUCCAGUCAGAGACAAGCCGACAGUUUGGUCUUGUAUUUUCAUCUCAUCAGUUGGGGUGUUCCCCUGGCCAUCACAGUAGCAGCUGUGUCCAUGCAGAAGAUCGGCUAUGAUGCGUCCGAGGUUUCCGUCGGAUGGUGCUGGAUCAGCAUUGAGGAAGACGAUCACGUGCUGUGGAUGCUACUGACUGGCAAGAUAUGGGAACUGCUUGCUUAUGUGAUACUGCCUUUGCUUUACAUCCUCAUUAAGAGGCACAUCCACAAAGCGCAUGCAGCCCUCUCAGAGUACCGACCCAUCUUGGCCUGUAACCGACUUUCCCACUCAAUUCCUGCAAUGGCAGACAGAAAGCUCACCCUCAUCCCCAUCAUCUUCAUCGCACUGCGCAUAUGGAGCACUGUUCGCUUCGUGCUACUGCUCGCUCGCUCUCCUGCCGGACAGAACCCUGUGCUGGUCACCUUACACGGAAUCGGGAACACGUUUCAAGGAGCCGCAAACUGCAUCAUGUUCGUUCUGUGCACUCGGCCAGUGCGCGCAAGACUAGUGGCUUGGCUGUGCUGCCGAAGCCAUGACGCACUGAGCAACUCAGACAUGCAAUCCCAAUUCACAGCUCACACACGCUCACUUUCUCACACAGACGGGCGCAGUGUGUCCCACACGGAAGUGGACGUAAGCGAGGAUGAGGAGUAGUAAGUGUUAAAGUGAAAACCCUGUGGCUUGUUGACCUUCAGCACCUUAGCUGGAGCACCUUAGCUGGAGCACCACGCUCAAUCGAGCAGGUCUGCAGCUUCUAGAAAGGUGUCCUUUUGCAGAAAAGUCAAUAAACUAAAGUGAAGUCCGCCAUGCUUUCUACACGGAGGAGCGUGUGUGUGUGUGUGUGUGUGUGUGUGGAGUGCCUGCGAGGAUUAAAGAAGACUACAGUCACAUGCUGCAGUCCAUAGAGUCCAAGUGCGCUUUAUAUUCACGAUGUAGCAGUGCCGUUUUGUAUGCUGGCACUUUUUUUUUCCCACUUAAUCUUCAGCUCAGGGAUGUGAGGGUUUAGAGGUCAUUUAUAAUUUAGUGACCAAAACACUGAACAUACUGUGAACACACUAUUCAAAUACCUCAGUCAAUUUACCUGACUAAACACAUCUCCCAGAACAGAGUGCCUUGAAAUGGACUAACAUUGUCUUUGAAACAAAGUUGGAUAUGUAGCUUGUCUUUUUUUAUUUAACUGUAACCAGACUGUUUUCUAUUAAACGUAAUGGUGAAAUCUACAGGAUAUCUGGAAAAACAUUACUGCUUCAGAUCAUUCAUCUUUAUAGUGAAAUGUGUUAUUUGAAUAAGAUUCAGUCAAAAAGGGGAAUUUGUGGCUUUUGCAUAGUACACUUUAUUGAUUUGCAAAUAUUGUUUUUUAUGAAUUUGUUAUGGUUUGUUCUUGUUUUUAGUUUUGUUUAGUAAAAUUACACUGACCAAGAGUCAUUUGAACAUAUUCCAGUGUCACUGUGUUUCAUUAUGUUAUCCGUGUUUGUGAUGGUUAGCACACUGAAACAUCAUCCGCCUCUUUGAUAAUUCUUCAUUAAGUCAGUCAUAGUCUCCACAUUUCAUGUCCAGCCAAGCCAGUACUAGUCUGUCCAUCCAUCCAUCUUCUAUACCGCUUAUCCUUUUCAGGGUCACGGGGAACCUGGAGCCUAUCUCAGGGAGCAUGGGGCACAAGGCGGGGUACACCCUGGACAGGGUGUCAAUCCAUCGCAGGGCACACAAUCACACACACACACACCCAUUCAUACUCUAGGGACACUUUAGACAUGCUAAUCAACCUACCAUGCAUGUCUUUGGACUGGGGGAGGAAACCGGAGUACCCUGAGGAAACCCCCGCAGCACAGGGAGAACAUGCAAACUCCGAACACACAGGGCCACGGUGGGAAUAAUACCCACAACCCUGGAGGUGUGAGGCGAACGUGCUAACCACUAAGCCACCGUGCACACCAGUACUAGUGUAGCUGGUAAAACUCACUAAAAAACACUUUUAACUCCAAGCUAAUGUUUACCAUUCUUGGAGCUAGAGUCAGAGCUAGAGAGCAGACAAGAGGAAGUGUCUGUUCGAAAAAAAUUUCAUUAAGCAUGUGACACAGUGCCAUGCCGAAUCUACUCCGGAGGCAACAGCUAUUGACAAGCAAGUCUUGUGAUUGCUCAAAACUAACAACAACAUAUUACGUUAUGCUACAGUGCUACAGUUUACUUAAACUGAGAUAAGCUAACUAUGGUUUUAUGAUUAAUUUAUUUAGCGGUCUAGUCAAGAGCUUAUCUACAUACUGCUAUCAGUAGUGUAAAAAUCCUGUUCAGGAGGGCCAGAGUCCAGCAUAGUUUGGUCAUUUCACUGCGUGAAGACUGUGUGAUCGGGCAGUGAUGUUGGAUGAAAAGAGCUGGCUCACAAUUAACAUUUCAGUGUUCCGUGAGGGUGACGUCAAGGCUCUGCGCAGGCCACUGGAGUUCCUCAAUUACAUUUACAGCAUUUGGCAGACACCUUUAUUCAGAGUGACUUAGAUUUAUCAAUUUAUACAACUGCAGUUGAUGGUUAAGGGCCUUGCUCAAGGGCACAGCAGUAGCAGGUUGGCGGUGCCACGAUUUGAACACGUGAUCUUGCAAUCAGUAGUCCAGUGCCUUCAAUGAUCAGUAAACCACUGCCCACACCAAACUUGUCAAACCAUGGCUUUAUGGACCUCCUGUUGAGGACAGGGGCAUAGUCAUGCUGGAACAGGAAAGGGCCUUCCCCAAACUGUGGCCACAAAGUUGGAAGCAUACAAUUGUCUAAAACGUUAUUGUAUGCUGUAGCAUUAACAUUGCCCUUCACUUGAACUAAGGGGCCUUGUCCAAACCCUGAAAAACAGCCCCAGACCAUUAUCAAAUUUACUCUUGGCACUGUGCAUUCUAGUAGGUAGCGUUUUGGCAUCCCCCAAGAUCAGAUUCGUUCAGCCAGACAAUAAAGUGUGAUUCGUCACUCCAGAGAACUAGUCUGCACUGCUCCAGAGUUCAGUGGCAGCGUGCGUUACAACACUUCAGCCACAUUUGGCAUUGCACAUAAGGAUCUAAGGCUUGUGUACAGUUGCUCGGCCAUGGAAACCUUAAAUGAAAAAUUUCAUAAAGCUCCAGAUGCACAAAUCUUGUGCUGUUGUUGCUUCCAGAGUCAGUUUGGAACUCUGUAGUGAGGGAUGCAGCAGAGAUUAGGUGAUUUUUGUAGUGCUACACACUUCAGGACCUGGUGGCUCCUUUCUGUGAGUUUGUGUAGUGUACCACUUCAUGGCUGUGCUCUUUACAGUUAUCACAGCUGACUGGGGC
Ictalurus furcatus (blue catfish) is the source of this 4040-nucleotide messenger RNA. RefSeq names its product G protein-coupled receptor 157 (gene gpr157). Bases 402 to 1412 code for a protein of 336 amino acids. Lineage: Eukaryota; Metazoa; Chordata; Actinopteri; Siluriformes; Ictaluridae. The record is from RefSeq and is a predicted model, not a curated record. Gene Ontology annotation, molecular function: G protein-coupled receptor activity; cAMP binding. The transcript has 4 exons. Gene Ontology annotation, cellular component: plasma membrane. Gene Ontology annotation, biological process: cell surface receptor signaling pathway; adenylate cyclase-activating G protein-coupled receptor signaling pathway.